AUAGAGAGAAAUCAUCUUAGCUCUCUUACUAGCAUCACUGACUAAUCCAGAACAAGCAGAAUCGAGCACAGGGACUUAUACAAAUCCUUGGAGGGAAAUUAUGCAGAGCGCAAUGUUUCUUGCCAUCCAGCACAACUGCGGACCAGUAGAACGCUCCUCUUCUGGAGGCUGCCAGAAAAACGAGGAGAAGAGAGGGAAGAUGAAGAAAACAAUUUUAAAAGAUUGGAAGACCCGUCUGAGCUACUUCCUGCAGAAUUCUCAGAACACCAAUGGGUCCCCAACAGCCCAGAACAAAAGAGGCAAAAAGAACGCCUAUUGCAGGCCCAGUCCAGAGGAAGCCAAAAGUUGGUCAGAAACCUUUGAUGAUCUUCUUGCCAGCAAAUAUGGCGUAGCAGCAUUCAGAGCCUUUUUAAAAUCUGAGUUCAGUGAAGAGAAUAUUGAGUUCUGGCUGGCCUGUGAAGAUUUUAAGAAGACCAAAUCCCCACACAAGCUCACAACAAAGGCCAAGAAGAUUUAUGAUGAAUUCAUUGAAAAGGAAGCCCCCAAAGAGAUUAACAUAGACUUUCAAACUCGGGAAAACAUUAUCCAAACCAUACAGGAACCUUCACUCUCCUGCUUCUGUGCUGCCCAGAAACGGGUGUACAGUUUAAUGGAGAACAAUUCAUACCCACGCUUCCUUCAGUCGGAAUUCUACCAGGAAUUGUGCCAGACAGUGUCACAGAUGUCCAAAGAGCCCCAGGCAACAUGAAAACACAGUUGAAGAAGAGCAAAGAAUAUUCAUUGGACUUGCACCAAAGUCCUUAGAAGAAACCAAUCCUUUGAGGUCUUUGGCCUUAAAGACUCUGUGAGUCAGCAUCAUCGAAAAUGAGAUUUGGCUGUUGACUCCAAGGAAAGGUCAUACAGAAAAUAAAGUGACUGGUGAAUAUGGAGAGGCAGAAGGACUGUUUCAGGCAUGGACAAUGUUAUGGUGAUGGGCACUGAAAUCCAUCUACUACAGUGGGAGUUCAAGUACUGCCCAAGGAGAUUAAAGGGCCGUCCAAGUUGUUUCUGGACAUUAUAAAAGAAUAAUCAUCUGCUAAAAUAAGUCUUGAAUCAGACAUGGGAGGUUACCACAUGAUUUUGAGAAAUUUCAGAUUUGUAGAAGUGACUCUAAAGCAGUUUUGUUUUUAUUUUUAACAUUCACUGUGCAAAUAAUUCUGCUGUAGAUAAUAUGAUAUUGGCAGACCUGGCUAUUGCACAUGAAACCUGCAUUUUACCAGGUGGGAAGUUUUUAAUGGUUAAAGAGGUGCCAGUGAGCGAAUAAACCUGUGUAUUGAUGAGCAGCACCCAUAAGACUGCAGGUUUCCAGUACAUUACAGAAAUCCAAUUGUGUGACUAUGUGAUAACUGAUACCCUAUUCAUGCAUCACAAUCAAUUCACUAUCAGAGAUCCACCUGAAUUUUUUGCAGUCAUCAACUGUACAGUGCGUUCACUGUUAAAAACAAACAGCACAUGGUGUGUAUUUAUUAUGUAUAAAAAGCUGUGUAUGUAUUUGUUAAAAUCGUGUAUGAGUAUGUAUGGGAGGUUUGUAUAACAGAGCAGCCGGGCUCUAAAUAUUGUCAGACUCUGCCUUGAAGGCAGUUAAACUUCAGUGAAGUUGUUGUAAUAUAUUGAUCUUAAUUAUGAAUAAAUUAUUUUUCCUAGUA
Messenger RNA from Xenopus laevis (African clawed frog), 1685 nucleotides. RefSeq names its product regulator of G-protein signaling 2 L homeolog (gene rgs2.L). The record is from RefSeq and is marked provisional. Gene Ontology annotation, cellular component: nucleolus; plasma membrane; cytoplasm. Lineage: Eukaryota; Metazoa; Chordata; Amphibia; Anura; Pipidae.